AUGUUAGGUUACAACUUGAUUUAUCAAAAAGUCGAUGUUGCUUUGGAUUUUGAAAAUUAUACCCUUAAGGGAUCAACUCAUCUUAAGCUAAAGUCUACGUUUUCUGAACCUGAUUUUAGUCAAGCAACUCCUAACCUAACUGAAUUAGAUGAAUCUGAGCCUAAAGAGUCGAAAAAGAAUGUGUUACGUAUAAAUUUACCUCUGAUUGGUAACCCAGUUUAUAAACGUGUUUUGUUAAACGAUGUAGAAGUCAACCCUUACAUUAUUAAACCUCUCACCAACAAUAUAAGCUCCAGUGUUCUCAACAGCUCUAUAAGCUCCGUGGAUUUGAUGAGUUAUGAAGGAUUACACUUUUCAGCACAGUCACUAAAUGAUUCUUUCAUGUUUGUUGAGGUUAAUCCCUUAAAGGAAGAAAUUGACCUGGACAUUCAGUUCGACUACUAUGACAUGAAUCCGAUGAACAGUGAAGUUUACUUCCAGAAACAUUGGAUUCUUCCCAGGGGAUCCACCAACUACAAGCUGUACAAACUCUUUGUGACUGAUAAAUUUAGCAAUUUCUGGUUCCCAACCUUUAUAAAUGUUGAUAACUCAGUUCCUACAAAACUGGAAGUUAAUGUAACUGUCCCUAUCCAAUAUAGUGUAGUUUGCGGGUUAAAAUUAAAGGAAGACGUUGAACAAAGGAGUGAUUUAGAACACCGAAACGUUAAUAACCAACAACUAAAGAAAACAUAUCAGUUCUACUCAGAUUAUGAUAAUAAUACUGAUAAUACUGUUAAGGAUGUUGAAAUUCCAAGUGUUAAUAAGGAUAAAGAUAAUACUCAGAAUGAUAGCCCAUCUGUUAAUGAUACAGUAGAUAAUACUCAGGAUGAUAGUCCAACUGUUAAUAAGGAUACGGAUAAUAAUGAUGUUAAUGUUGACAAUAAUUCUAAGGAUGAUAAUACUGAUAAUAAGGAUCCGAAUAAUAGUAAGCCAGAAGAGGGAAAUAGUAUUUUACCAAAUCUAGUUCAUAAGUUACCCAUAUUUGUGGGUGAAUUCGACUAUUUUGACGGCAGUACAGAGGGAAAGAAGAACGAAAUAACAGAAGAAGGCGAGACCGAAGAAGAGAUGGCCCAGUUAUCUAGCCAUUCGUACGAAUUUAAGCCUGACUCAAAGCUAGUUUACGUUACUCUGAGAGGGUUUGGGUACCUUCUGAACCCAACGAACGUGGCAACAACCUUGUGCCUUGAAACUUACAAGGGCUUUCUUGAACCCCAAUUUAACAUUGAUCAGACAGGACUGUAUCUGUUAUUCCUGCCAUAUGGAUCAUUUCCAGAGAACGCGGAUAUUUCAGCAUGCAUAAGAACUCAGAAUUACCUCGAUUUCAAUCGCUGUAGUGCUUUCACAUCGCCAGAGAAUUACCUCUUUUGCUCAUUCACAGACUCCUUGACACAAACGUACCACAAUUUAUACUAUAACUCCAGAAAUAUUGUGGUAUACUCACUAGAAGUUCUACACUCAUUUGGUGAUUUAACACAUGACCCAAACUGCAUUAACAAAAGAAUUGUGAUAGCAAAUGGAUUAUCAAGCUUAUAUACUAAACCAAUUAAAGAAGCUAGUAAGGAAUUGUACCUAAAUUUAAUGCUCCAGAGUUAUUUGGUAGACCAGUUUGUGAAAAGAAACUUGGGAGUUAGCGAGUUUAAGCUAAGACUCUGGGCAAAAAGAGAACUCUUUGCAACACUUGUAGAAUUAAUAGGAGAUUUCUAUCCACUUACAACAGGUCCACCAAACUAUUCACCAAAAUCAACAACUAACAUGACAAAUGGUAAUGGAGAUACUAAAAAAGAAUCUGCCAAAGAUGACUCUCAAAAGACAUCGGACGAAGCAGAAAUGUACGAUAGAGAUGUUAUAACUGAACAUGUCCUAAUGAGUGAUAAGGUUUUUUUACUAAAGUGCCAACUAAUCCCAAACAUCCUGGAAAGCAUUGUUACGAACACCAAUUUCCUUAACGAAUCUUUCAUGAUACACUUUUUCAACUAUUUUUUAAAUCGCUUUCCGGGCACGAAAGUUGUAAAUGACCCAAGUUCUAACGAGCAGAGACAGGAACCACAGUUUGAUAAGGAAAUCUGGGACUGGAUAUUGCAGGAAGUAAUUUUAAGAUAUGUGAUUUUUUGGAAUAAUAAGCCACAAAACAGACUGAACAAAGAGAAACAGUUGGACCCAACCAUGACAUUAGAAGAUAUUCUGAAGAAAGGAGUUGAACACGACCAGCUAAAUGUGUGCAUGACAAACCUCCAAAACUUGAUUAAAUCAUUCGUGUAUGGCACAGGCUGUCCCCAAAUUAGCAUGGGACUAAUCCUUCAACUUCAGCGAAAGGGAACAAGCAUGGACCACCUAUCAUUCAGAAUUGAUGUUACCUCACUACAACCGCCACUGGACAUUAACAAGGAAGGCCAAACUAAGUAUAAUCUUGUAAACAUCACAUCGCAGGGUUCAAAAAAUUUGUUUAACGUUUACAGUUCACUUCUAAGUUUGACGCACUAUUCAGGAUCCUCAAAUCAGUUAAAUUCAGUUCUAAACAACAGAAACAUAAAUAACACGCUCUAUUCAAAUCAAGUAAAUGACCAUUAUUCAAGUCAUCAUAAUAACUCCAUUUUCCCGAAUAACCACCAAAAUGACGGUAUGGAUGGUGAAAAAGGGUUAUAUCGAAUGUUAUUGAAGAUAUAUAAUGUGUUACCGACGGGGUUGAGAGAUGAUAUUGUGGAUUUUGGAGAUUUGAGGGACAACUUGGGCCUGAUGUCGUUUAGUGAGAUAGGGCUGCUGCGCAAGAAAAUGUGCCUAUUCCAGGCCUUUUUCGACUCUCUAGACAUGAUUGGAAGGGACGGCAACUUCGUCAUGGGCUUUGGCUACAUCGGAAACUAUCCAUGGACCUUUUGCCUGGGGUACGGCCCGCUCUGGGACUGCCUUGAAAUGCUGAAAGUCUCUUGUGAUAUUAAUAAAAUCAACGACCUGCUUGUGGACAAUGGGACAAACUACUGUGGAACACAUAUUAAAACUAAUUACAAACUGCAGUACAAUCCAGGACAGUUGCCAAUUGGAACCUCAGGUGGAAUGCCAUACUGGAAAAUCAUACUCAUACAACAAUCACUAAUACAACAACAUCAAAAUAUUAAUCAAUCAAAUAAAGAUUUGAUUAGUGAUAUAUAUAUAUGGUUGGCAUGUUAUAAAACUGUUUUAGUGUUGUGUUUGUCCGGAGGAUAUGCUAAGAAGUGGAUGUUUAACCUGGUGAGUGACAUAGUUGAGGACGACGGAGUGCGAGAAAGUGUGAGGUUGCUGGGAGAUUUAGUACCAGUUAGCUAUAACGUAAACCCAAGAGCCAAAAGAGGGAGAAAAAAGGUCGCCCUAAAGGGAAUGGCCGAGGAUUUGGAAAACGAUCUACAAAAUAACACAAAUUUUAAUUAUAACCAAGGUAUUUGCCCAACUUAUUUAUAUACAAUUCGAUGUUUAGGGAAUAAUACAUACCUUGGAAUAUAUAGUGAUUGUGACCGUUAUCUGAUAGAGUGGAUGAAGCACCUGUACAUGGGUUUGCACCCUGAACUGACGCAACUGGACAACAGGUCGAUAGUGGCGAGAAUUUGCUCUAAGACCAGACUUCCACUCCUCUGGAUCAGAGUGGACUCAUCCUUUAGCCUCCUGGCCAGGAUCAGACGUUGUCAGUCAGGAUCGAUGUGGGAACAGCAGUUGUACUCUGACAAUAACAUAUAUUCACUCAUUGAGGCAUCGCAAGCGUUGGGAAGUAUAGGGAAAUCAGAAUACAUUUCAGAUAACCCAUUGAUAGAGUCGGCCUGCAAGAGGCUUGACAAUAUGAUUAAGAAGCACAAGUCACACCCAGUGAUCAGGGCAAGAUGUAUGUAUUCUCUUAUGUGCCUGUACAAUAGAGACCCUAGACAACACAAGUACUUGCACGGAGUUUUCACAAAGUAUUUGACAAGCUUUUCUAAUUUAGCAACGCACCCGACAGAGACAAGGUUUAUUAUGGAGUACUACAAAGCACUAUGUCUCCUCAGAAAUGAGUUUGGAUUCACACCAGAUUUCGUACUCGAUAUCCUAUGCAAUGCCAUCGAGAAUUUAUCCGGAGCUGAUAUGCCCAUUCAAGGUGCAAACCUCCUUGAAUGCGCGUCUUAUUUGAACUUUCCCAGCGAUUCUUCACACUACACAACGAGAAGAAACAGCGUUUAUAAUCUCUGGGAACUUCUCUGGCACAUGUUUAGACUUGAUGGAAUCCCUGGUAGCUGUUCAUAUGGAAGACUUUUGACCAGCAAAUUUCUCAUAUGCCUCUCAAGACAGUUGUUAUUUUUAAAGUUCUGCGAGUCCAAGUUUAUGAACGAGAAGGAUUUAGGGUUUAGUUUCGACCCACUACUAUUCAUCCCACUAACACAGCACGCACUCCACAAAGUACACUCAGUCUUUGAACUCUCACAAACUUAUAACUCAAAACUAGUACAACGUUCAGCAAUUCGUCUGUCACUUCAUCUACUGUUACACUGCUCAUAUUCUUUUCAGUUUAGUUAUGAUAAUUCUGUCACAGAUAAUAAAUUAAACGGCCAGAAUCAAGAAGACCCUCUAUAUUCAAUAUUAAUGAAUGAAACGGUACAGGAGAGUAACUUGAUAGGGAAAUUGGAGAAGGUUGACGUUGACACUCGAGUAAUGAUGUUAAGGAAUAAUUUAGGGCUUUUGCACUCAGUAAAAUGUGCAUGUUUCCUAUUCUACGUGUUACGUGAUUACGAACUAAAGCAUGAUCUUUGGGAGAUUUUCUAUAGAGUUGUGUUUGAUACUUGCCUCUCAAAGCCCAUAAUUUUCAUGGAUCUCUCAGAUAAAGUGCUUGAGGACUCCAGAAAAUACCUGCUACUCGUACUUAAAAAGGCGUCAGUUACUAAACAACCCUUUUACCUCAACCUCUUCCCCAAAAUACAUAAACUAUAUUAUACUCUAUUUGGAUUUGGAACCAUUCUUCCAAACGAUCCGAAACCUGACCAAAAUCUAAUCAAUCGGUAUGUUUUCAAUAUUUAUGCCUACUAA
Messenger RNA from Theileria annulata, 5055 nucleotides. RefSeq lists its product as uncharacterized. The coding region runs from base 1 to 5055 and encodes 1684 amino acids. Gene Ontology annotation, molecular function: transcription cis-regulatory region binding; chromatin binding; RNA polymerase II general transcription initiation factor activity. The transcript is spliced from 2 exons. Gene Ontology annotation, biological process: transcription initiation at RNA polymerase II promoter. NCBI's taxonomy places the organism in Eukaryota, Apicomplexa, Aconoidasida, Piroplasmida, Theileriidae. The record is from RefSeq and is a predicted model, not a curated record. Gene Ontology annotation, cellular component: transcription factor TFIID complex.